AUGCCUGUCCAGAGACAACAACGAAGAUCACAGCUUGAAUGCGCCGAGGGCCAGAUGGAGUCCCAGGCCCGUCCCAAGUGCGACGAAUGCAAGUCGCAGCGUCCAUCCUCUCGCUCUGCUAAACACGCCCGACGCCGGUCCGACACUCGCACUCGCAAGCACUCUUCUCGCUCUCGCACUCGAAAGACCAAGGGCUCGUUUACGUCCGACUCGUCUGUAUACUCCUCUCCUUCUCCUCCCUCCACCGGCCAUCACCAGUCGACGGCCAGCUCCACCUCGUCAAUCGAGUCGAACUCCUCCGAGGACAGGGACAAUGCGCGGCCAACGUCUGGGGACGUUGGCCCUGUUGUGGACACCAUGAACCCGGACGACCGCCGGCUGUUUGAGCACUGGGCUGCUGCGACUGAACAGUCGCUGACACACAGCAAGGGCAAGGACCUGUCGUGGCAGUCCACGAUACGCCGCCAGUCGGCUACACACCCGGCCCUGCGCCAUAGCACCCUGGCCCUGUCCGCCGUACAACUCGCACUGGAAGGCGAGGCUGGAUCUGCGAAGCGGAAGAGUCUCUUGCAGGACGCCCGCAGACACUAUAACGACGCCGUGGACAAGUUCCCAUCCCUCGACGACUCCCCCGGCGACACCUCCGAAUCCACAUGCGAUGCGGCCUUUUCGACCGCAAGCAUUCUCUUCAUGUGCGAAUUGACUUCGCCUUCGCUGGCCGAAGAUGGAUUUAGCUUUUCGCGAUCGGCUGAUUCUUCAAGCCCGAAACCAAAGGAGGAUCAGAGUCAGGAGCAGGAUCAGGAGCAGGAUCAGGAGAAGGACCAGAAGCGGCAGAAGACCGACCAUGAAGAAGCGUCUCCUCCAUCUUCCGCCCCUGCUGGACACUCUCGGACCCUCCAGGAGCUCCUUAAUAUCUUUACAACAGUGCGGGCAUUGUCGCCCAGCUCCAAAGUCCUCGACGUCGUCGAGAAAGGCAAGCUGAAGGCGCUCUUCUCCGAAACCGACCCAUAUCACCAACUGCCCAGCACAUAUACACUCACUAUCCUUGCGAUGCGCAACCUCAACACCGCCUCUGCCAAGAAGGACUCGUUGCACGAGACGUCUGUCUACGAUGAUGCUAUUACAAAGCUCGACCGCUCCCUGGAGAUGCUCAGCAAAGGAGGCGAGCCCACCAUGAUUGCUCUCCGGUGGAUGUUCCGUGUCCCACCGCGGUACUUGGAGCUUGUGCGCGAGAAGAAUCCCCUUGCGCUCAUCGUCUUUGCGCAUUACUGUGCUGUUCUCCACCAUCUGCGCGACCGAUGGUGGAUGGGUGACUGGGGGAGUCGGCUGGUCAAGGAGAUCUCCCAGCUGCUGGGCCCAGAGCGCAUGGGCUCGAUCCUAUGGGCCUCUGAUAUUGUGGGAAUCCAGACAUGA
Messenger RNA from Aspergillus puulaauensis, 1413 nucleotides. RefSeq lists its product as uncharacterized. Gene Ontology annotation, biological process: regulation of transcription by RNA polymerase II. Bases 1 to 1413 code for a protein of 470 amino acids. Gene Ontology annotation, molecular function: DNA-binding transcription activator activity, RNA polymerase II-specific. The transcript is spliced from 2 exons. The record is from RefSeq and is a predicted model, not a curated record. Lineage: Eukaryota; Fungi; Ascomycota; Eurotiomycetes; Eurotiales; Aspergillaceae.